Penicillium paradoxum is the source of this 1149-nucleotide messenger RNA. Its product is annotated as Mo25 family protein. Gene Ontology annotation, molecular function: protein serine/threonine kinase activator activity. NCBI's taxonomy places the organism in Eukaryota, Fungi, Ascomycota, Eurotiomycetes, Eurotiales, Aspergillaceae. Bases 1 to 1149 code for a protein of 382 amino acids. The record is from RefSeq and is a predicted model, not a curated record. Gene Ontology annotation, biological process: intracellular signal transduction. The transcript has 5 exons.
AUGGCUUUCUUUUUCAAUCGCGGCCGGCGGCAACCCGCCGAGAUCGUACGGUCGACCAAAGAAUUACUGCUGCGGAUCCAUGACUCUCAAAGUGCUCCCAAGGCCGAGGAGGAACUGGCCAAGCAACUGAAUCACAUGAAGGUGAUGGUACAAGGAACCCAAGAGGUCAGCACAUCACCGGAACAAGUCCAUGCACUUGUACAAGCGACACUUCAGGAGGAUCUACUCUUCGAUCUAUCUCAAAGUAUUCAUUUGCUCCCCUUCGAGGCCCGAAAAGACACACAGACCAUAUUCUCCCAUAUCCUUCGCUUCCGACCCGUCGCAUAUUCAAGUGAAAAGGAUCCCCCUGUCAUCUCGUAUCUCGUCCACCAUCGACCAGAAAUCAUUAUUGAAUUAUGCCGAGGCUAUAUGCAAAGUCAAAGUGCUAUGCCAUGUGGAGUCAUCCUCCGAGAAGCAUUGAAGUUCGACGUGAUUACCGCGAUUGUACUAUAUGAUCAGUCAAGCGAAGGAGAGUCGGCUAUACGCCUCUCAGAAGUGAAACCCAACCUCCCGCAACGAGGAGAUGGCGUGUUCUGGCAAUUCUUUGAUUGGAUCGACAAAAGCAACUUUGAAGUCAGCGCCGAUGCAUUCACCACAUUCAGGGAGAUUUUGACCCGGCAUAAGAGUCUCGUGACUUCGUACUUGGCGACCAACUUUGAAUUGUUCUUUGGGCGAUUCAAUAACAUCCUGAUUCACUCGGACUCAUAUGUGACCAAGCGUCAGAGUAUUAAACUUCUGGGGGAGAUCUUGUUGGACCGUGCGAACUACAAUGUGAUGAUGGCAUAUGUGGAGAGUGGAGAGAAUCUCAAACUCUGUAUGAAACUACUGCGGGACGACCGCAAAAUGGUGCAAUACGAGGGAUUCCAUGUGUUCAAGGUGUUCGUGGCCAACCCGACCAAAUCGGUGGCAGUGCAACGCAUUCUGAUCAAUAACCGUGAUCGACUGUUGCGAUUUCUACCGAAAUUCCUGGAAGAUCGAACUGAUGACGACCAAUUUACGGAUGAGAAGAGUUUCCUGGUCCGCCAGAUUGAACUUUUGCCCAAGGAGCCUGUGGACCGGGCUCGGCCAACUCGCGACUCGCCGACUGCUAACACGACCGCUGUCGCUUGA